AUGGCUGCCGCAGAGACGCCGCCGCCGACCGGCGGGAUGGGCUUCCUGGGGCUGCUCAGCUUCCGCCGCAGCGCCACCGCCGUCGCCUCCUUCGACCCGGCGCAGGACGACGAGCUGCUCGUCCUCGACGCGCUCCAGGCCCACGUCGCCGACCGCCUCGCCGCGCUCUCCACCUCCGCGCAGCAGGGACAGCAGGGGCCGGUGCUCUCGCUCGCGUUCCUCUCCAAGCUGCUCGACGCGGUGGUGUCCUCGGACGCCGCGUUCCGGGACGCCCUCGCCGUGGGCCCCGUGGGCGCCGCGCUCGCCAGGCCCCCCGCCGACCGCCUCGCCGCCGACCUGCUCGACCGCUCCGUCAAGGCGCUCGACGUGCUCAACGCGGUCUCCCUCGCGCUCGCCUCGCUCCGGGGCUCCCACCGCGCCGCGCUCACCGCGGCCUCCUGCCUCCUCGCCGCCGACGCGCCGCUGCUCCACCGCGCGCAGUUCGCGCGCGCGCGCCGGGCCAUCUCCAGGCUCUUCCCGGACUCCAGGGCCGCGCCGUCGACCCCGUGCAGCUCGCGCGCCGCCCGCGCGCUCUCCUUCAGCGUGUCGUCCAAGAACUGGUCCACGGGGCGCCACGUGCACGCCAUGGCGGCGCACCUCGCGCCGCCGCCGCCGCAGGCCGCCACCGCCCCUGGCGCCGGGGGCGGGCUCGGGCUGGCACUCUACACCAUGAGCUCCGUCCUCGUGUUCGCCAUGUGGGCGCUCGUCGCCGCCGUGCCGUGCCAGGACAGGGCCUCCGCUGCCGCCCCCAUCGCGCCGGCCAAACAGGCGCAGUGGGCGGCGCCCAUGACGGCCCUCCAGGAGCGUAUCAUCGAUGAGUCGAGGCGCAGGGACAAGAAGGGGUCGUCCUCCGGGGCGUCCUCGCCGGCGUCCGCGGGGCUCCUCGCCGAGAUGCAGGCCGUGGAGCGCGUCGCGCGGGAGCUCAACAGCCUCCUCGAGGAGAUCGCCGAGGAGGAAGACGAGGCCGUGGAGGUGGAGGCCCCGGCGUCCAUCAGCGAGGAGCGCGCGGGGGACGUCGUGGAGCGCGCGGAGGCGCUGGCCGGCGCGUGCAGGGCGCUGGAGGACGGCCUCGCGCCGCUGGAGCGGCAGGUGCGCGCCGUGUUCCACCGCGUCGUGGCCAGCCGCGCCGAGGUCGUGCGCUGCAUGGAGCACAGCGCGCGCAGCACCGCCGGGUCCGCCUCCGGCGCGGCGGCGCAGCAACCCCAUUCCUUCUGAGCAGAGGACGGCUGAUUAGGAUUAAAAAAUGCCUUCUUUCUCUGCUCAGCUGUACCAUUCUUUGAUUUGUAUCACUACUUCUGGCACUCUCUCCGUGCCUGUGUGAUCUUGUGUAUGUAGAUGUAUGGCUUGGCUGUAAAAACUAACUUUUUUUGGAUUGAUUUA
Molecule: messenger RNA, 1419 nt
Organism: Aegilops tauschii subsp. strangulata
Lineage: Eukaryota; Viridiplantae; Streptophyta; Magnoliopsida; Poales; Poaceae
Product: protein ROH1A
Source: RefSeq, a predicted model, not a curated record